This is a messenger RNA of Penicillium maclennaniae, 954 nucleotides long. RefSeq lists its product as uncharacterized. NCBI's taxonomy places the organism in Eukaryota, Fungi, Ascomycota, Eurotiomycetes, Eurotiales, Aspergillaceae. The transcript is spliced from 2 exons. Bases 1 to 954 code for a protein of 317 amino acids. The record is from RefSeq and is a predicted model, not a curated record. Gene Ontology annotation, molecular function: protein binding.
AUGGCAGGAGAGACAAGUCGAGACUUGGGGUUUGUCGAAGGAGAUCUCAUUGAAUGCUUGAACGCAGGAGAUGGACAGUGGUGGAUGGGUCGCUUGCGGCGUGAUAGACGCGCUGUUGGACUCUUCCCAUCCAACUUCGUCGAGCUCAUGAGCGAGGAUUUCGUCCCAUCAAGAGCUCAAUACCAGCAACACCACCUCGUGACGGGGGUGGAUUGCUCGAAAUGUGAAGCCUUUGCGCACCCAUGCUUCUGCGGUCAAAAACCAAAGUCCAUUGUCGCGCCCAACUUCAGUAUCGUCCCGGCAGUCAUCUCGGGGUGUAUCCCCAGCCGUGUCUCCUCGCGCCUCAAUGGAGCCGGAUCGUUCGCCCUCUACUAUGAUUCCUCGAGGCAGUAUCUCCUCUUCACGCCCAACAUCCCGGGAAGUGUCACCAAUGUUCUUGCAAGAGCGCGAAGCGUCGCCACCUCCCCCUCCGCCUCCUCCACAUCGCGUGGCUAUUACUCGGCCACCUUCCAGGUCCCCGCAACCUCCCCAGCCCUCGCACUCUCCACAAACAUUCAUGUACCAACGAACGCAUUCGCCGCAGCCAAACAUUCAUCAACAAUCGCGGUCUGCUCAGCCCUACAUGCACCAACGGUCACCCUCUCCUCAGCCUUACGUGCAUCAACGAUCGCCCUCUCCCCAACCAUAUAUUCAUCAACAAUCAUCCUCUUCCCAGCCAUACAUGCAUCAUCGAACCUCCUCGCCUCAGCCUCUAAUGCAUUAUCAGGCACCUUCCCCGCAAGCCCAGAUGCACCAUCACCGGCACCGAACACCCUCCCCACAGCCACCGAUGCACCACCAUACACCUUCUCCUCAGCCGCCGAUGCACCAAUUGCAAUGUCUUCUGCGCUCCCCACAGCCUCCCGCGCACACCCCAAAACCGUCAAGAUCCCCCAGGCCUUUGGAUAUGAAUGA